UCCUACUCCCGGCUUCUGAAAGCGCAGGGCUGCACGGUGGCUUGUGCUGGGAGAACCAGGCAGGCUGCCUCUGCAAAAAGGAAGCCCCUUAAGGAAGAGCAGAACUCGGCAAGGAACCUCCCACCUGAUCCAGUUCCCGGGAGCCGAGCACCAUGAACUGGGGUGUAUUUGAAGGGAUCCUGAGCGGGGUGAACAAGUACUCCACGGCCUUCGGGCGCAUCUGGCUCUCCUUGGUUUUCAUCUUCCGGGUGCUGGUCUACGUGGUGGCAGCGGAGCGGGUGUGGAGUGAUGACCACAAGGACUUUGACUGCAACACGCUCCAGCCGGGCUGCUCCAACGUCUGCUUCGACCACUUUUUCCCCGUCUCCCACAUCCGCCUCUGGGCCCUGCAGCUCAUCCUGGUCACCUGCCCCUCCCUGCUGGUGGUCAUGCAUGUGGCCUACCGGGAAAGCAAGGAGCAGAAAAACCAGGAGGCAAAGGGGGAGCAUUGCCGCCGGCUGUACCCCAACCCCGGCAAGAAGCGCGGAGGGCUAUGGUGGACCUACCUGCUCAGCCUCCUCGUGAAGGCCACCGUGGACGUGGUGUUCCUCUACAUCUUCUACAGGCUGUACAAGAACUACACCCUUCCCGUCGUGGUGAAGUGCGAGAUCCCCCCAUGCCCCAACAUCGUGGACUGCUUCAUCUCCCGGCCCACGGAGAAAAACAUCUUCACCCUCUUCAUGGUGAUCACGGCCUGCAUCUGCAUCCUGCUCAACCUAGUGGAGGCCUCCUACCUGGUGGGGAAAAGGUGCCGGGAGGCCCUGCUGUCCAGGAGCGAAAGGAGCAGGCGGGAGACCAGGCGGUGCAGGAGCAUCGUGCAUCAUGCAUCGUGCGUCGACGAGCAGCACAACUUCAAGUCAGGAGGGCAAGUUCUUCCUGAAGCACGUUACAAGCCAGCCACGGUUCUGGUCCCCACUGGCUCCCAGAAGGCAGAAGAGGUUCUCUCCUAAACGGAGGGGAAGACCUAGGGAGGCCAUCUCCAUACAGAACGGCCCUUGUUUUAGACCAGCCCUUCUUGUUGGCGGUGCCUUUGGACGUCAUGAGCCAAGAUCAGCUCCGGGGUCAGCAGCUGCUCCCCUCACACACCUGGGUAUUAACUACACCAGGUGGUCCCCCUGUGUUGCUUUGGUCUGGUGGAAAUAAGAAUGGCCCCUCGGGUAUAAGGGAAGUUCUGCAGGUCACAGGCUGGAGAGAAGCAAAAGGGGAGCACCAAGGAGCCUAGCACUAGGAUUUAGACUGAGGAGAUUUGAUCUGUUCUUGCCUCAGCUGCUGCCGGCCGCUCCUAUUGACAGGUCACAGGGCUAGAAGGACCGGAUCUCAGACCCAGCCUGGCAAUUCCUGUGUCCUGUUAUCAUGCAGGAAUGUGCCCGCCUGUGUUUUCAGUAGCGUGUCCUGCCUGAGGGGAAAAGCUUCCUUCCUUGCACGGAGGUCCAGCCUGAGAGAGGAGUGCAACGGAAGGACCAAGCCAGACUCCUCAGCUGAGAAUUUCUUAGACAACAGACCUCAUGCAUCUGGGGAAACAGAGCCAGGCCCUCGUGUCUGUCCCUGAGGGGAGGUGCCAUGUGGCCUACGGAGGCUGGGGAAUCCCGGCACAGCUGUGAACGCCCCUUGGCUUGGAAGGUCUAGGUCAAGCAGAUAUUUUCUCUCCAUGCCUGCUGGAGAGAGGGACAUGAGGUCUCCAAAAUGCCUCCUUUCCUGAGCAGUUCCUUCAGCUUUGCUUAACCCCGAGGGACCAACUGCGGGUAGCAGAAAACACCGGAAAGAACAGGAUACUUCCCAGUGAAGAUAAUGCUGCGUUUUCCUGUCUGUGGGAAAUGACCGGUCCAUCCUGCCAGAGAUCCAAGUCAUGGCAACUGAACAUGGCUAAUGCUGGCGACGGGGGAAUCCAUUCACCCUCAGGCUACGUCUACGCGACGAGUUUUCUCGGCAAAAAAUAUGCUAAUGAGGGACUCAUUUGCAUGACUUA
This is a messenger RNA of Pelodiscus sinensis (Chinese soft-shelled turtle), 2005 nucleotides long. RefSeq names its product gap junction beta-5 protein-like. Lineage: Eukaryota; Metazoa; Chordata; Testudines; Trionychidae. Gene Ontology annotation, molecular function: gap junction channel activity. Gene Ontology annotation, biological process: cell-cell signaling. Gene Ontology annotation, cellular component: connexin complex. The record is from RefSeq and is a predicted model, not a curated record.